AUGGGAAUCAAGGAUGCAUUUGAGAUGAAGGAUAUAAGCAGACUGUUUGAGAACUGCUCGUUUGUUUCUGAGCCUUUGGAGAAAGCGGUGAUUGCAAGAUUCAUUUCCUCAAUGGACAAGAAGAAGCAUAUUGAGGGAAUGCGCAGCUUGGUGUGCAGGAUGCAGCGUGGAGAAGAUAUGUCGGUGUUGUGCAAUGACGUAAUGAGGGCGAUUGACACGCGGAAUGUUGAGUUCAAGAUUUUGCUAAACCAUUAUCUUGUGAAGUAUACUCAGGAAUGGCCUGCAAAGCAGCUGAUGUGCAUUAACACUCUGCUCAAGGACUUUGGAGAUGAGUCGCAAGAUAUAAGGCAUAGUGCAAUUGAAUACAGUGGGCUGCUUGGCGAUGGAACAGUCAUAAAAAACUACAUCAGUGCGUUGAGGGUGCAUGCAUCAAGCAAAUGUGCUGAUACAAGACAGAAAGUAGCAUGCUCAUUGAAGAAUUACUUUGCAAAGGAUCCUCAAUUGUUUCGUGACGAAGGGCUGUGCGAUUUGCUAAGGUACCUGGUUUUUGAUGGUAAUCAUGCAGUAAGUGCAUGCGCAAUGAAUACUGUUCGUGCUGUAGAGGAAGCCUUUGCUGUGAAGGAGCACGCCAGGGUUUUGUCUGUUGCAGACAUCAACAGGCUUUUUGAGAAGUAUUCUAGAUGUAGAAGCAGAGACGCGCUUGGAUGUCUUUUGGAGGUGAUGAAGAACAGAGCCAGUGAGUUUAACGACACUGCGCUGCUUGGGUGCUGCAUGGCAUCAUGUGACUUCAGAGUAUUCUACUUAGGAUCAUCAUUGGCGAUUAUGAUUGAUCCUUCGCUCCGACAGCCAGUUUUUGACCAUCUUCGAGGAUUCCUUUCGACAAAUGAUGAUGAGCUGUAUUUUGUACUUGAGUAUGCAGAGCUACUUGUUGAACAUGUGCAGUAUGACAGCUCAUGCUUUGCAAUAUUCGAUAACGACAGUAUUCACAACAAGAUCAAAAAAAUCAGGCUGUUGUUCAACAAGUUGGACGAUGUUUCGAUUGCAGAGGUCAAGAGGCAGUGCAAUAACUUGAGAUUGACUGGCACUAUUUUGGCAGAGUCGAUCCGUGCGGACUAUCCAAUUGAGGAUCUUUUCCAAAGAACAGGGAGUAUAGAUGAGGCAAUUCGGAUAUUGUACAAGGCAGAUGUUUUGUCUGCGAAGUGGGGGGUUUUGCUCAAUCAGUUUCUGAACAGUAUAUCUGGCAUCAAUGAGAAGCAGAAGUACAUCUACUUGUGCGGAAUCUAUUGCCAUACCGUUCCGGCAGAGAUUAUCUUGAUUCAACGCCAGAGCAGUGUACACCUUACAGAUGAGCUUAUCAGGUUCUAUCUCAACAUGUACAGAAGAGGUAUACACGGCAUCGGCAUAACUAUUGAGAGUUUGAUUAAUAUUCAGAAACACUCCACAAGUAAAGAAAAAAUAAGGAUGGUUGUAUCUACAUUGAAAGCGCAAGGAUUGUGUGGUUUUAGGGUGUUCUGCAGUUUGAAGAGAAACGACAGCAUACAUGAAGCACAGCAUUCUGAAUACUUGCAUCCGGUUGCAAAGUCAAUACUUGAUGUUAAACCUUAUUAUGGAUAUGAUGAUUCAGGCAUAGGGAAACCUCAUGAUGAUUGCGAAAGACAAAUGAACAUUAGGAAGUGCUUGGUUCGUGGCGAAAGCUUUAUCGAAAGUGAAUUCGUGGGCAGAGGCCAAGAAACCUGCUAUGAGCAAGACAAUGCUUGUGCUAGUGCAAAUACACAUAUUCAUAACUCUACUUCAAAUAGAGAACUGUACGAUAGAUCUUCUACUAUACAGCAAAGUAUUGCUGAUCCACAAGAUGCUUGCUCACGGAGUAUGUCUCCGCUAUUCACAGCCCAUCGGGACGAAGAGAACACUUGGGCUAGGUUUGCAGAGUGCCAGCCACAUGCAGAUCUCCCAGACACUCAAGAAACUUACACGGCAGAGAAUGGCAUAAUUAGGUUGAUUGACACAAACGGAUUGAAAGGUGCGCUGUGCAUCGCCAAUAACGAAAUAUCUCUACAGGUGGAUGUUCUUGAGUCAAAAAUAUCUAUUUAUUACGAAUGCAGAGGAUGGCCAAGCAGAAAACGAAUCGCACAGGAAGGCACAUAUCCCCUUCUCAAGAUAGACUCGUGUGCCAUCAACUCGAAUUUCAGGCUGACAAUAGGAAAGUCGAUUUACGAUGUGCUUCUUGAUGUAAGCCUUUUUAUGAAGCCAUUCAGCUGUACCAAGGAUGACUUUGUCAAAAGCUUUGCUGCACAACGCGAUUCAAUUACAUUACAGACAUGCAAUGCCAAGCAUCUACAUCUACUAGCUAACAAAAGGCAUGCAUUCGAAGUUGGCAAUGGCUUAUUUGCAUUUUCUAUCCUUGGAUCGGCGGCAUACGCAACACAUUCUGCCAACCAAGUCGUAAUAAGGAGUACAAGGCGAGUGCUGAGUACAAUCUCACAAACAAAAUAA
This is a messenger RNA of Ordospora pajunii, 2493 nucleotides long. Its product is annotated as putative adaptin. The record is from RefSeq and is a predicted model, not a curated record. The transcript has a single exon. Gene Ontology annotation, biological process: vesicle-mediated transport; intracellular protein transport. Gene Ontology annotation, cellular component: membrane coat. Lineage: Eukaryota; Fungi; Microsporidia; Ordosporidae. Bases 1 to 2493 code for a protein of 830 amino acids.